AUGCUUUACACUUACCAAAGAGAAAAAUAACACUACUAAUAAAGAUUUCUUUAUCACCGAAAAAUUACCGUUGAGAGAGGACACGUGUCAGCAUGAUUAUCCACCUGUCUUCCUUACUCUCAUUUGGGAUUCCGCACCCACGUCUCAGUCUUUGUUUCUUUGCUUGGGUUCGCUCCGUUCUAAGGCAAAGAAUACUCGCAACUUCAUCUCCCUCCCUCCCGCUCCGCCCCCUCGGUUAGCCCGUGAGCUAUCCUCCUCCUCCGCAAAAUAUCGGCAAUUCAGCCACUCUCCGCCACGGUUUCGCAAUGGGAUUUUAACAAAACUGAGCAAUGUUGUUACUUUCCUGCGUAUUCUCAACCAUCGUCUUUAUCCCCUUUGCAUUGUUUCUCUGCUUCACCAACAGCGUCGUUACAAUCGCCACCACUGAAUUCGACUUUGGCACCCUGACUUUGAGCAGUCUCAAACUUCUCGGAGACGCGCACUUGGACAAUGACAGUGUCAGGCUCACUAGGGAUCUCGCCGUCCCCAACUCUGGUGCCGGCAGAGCUUUCUACUCUAAACCAGUCAGAUUCAGGCAACCCGGCACUCACUCUCCGGCGAGUUUCAAUACCUUUUUCUCCUUUUCAAUUACCAAUCUGAAUCCAUCCUCCAUUGGAGGGGGGCUCGCUUUCCUAAUCUCGCCGGAUGCCGAGACCAUCGGUGAUGCCGGCGGCUUCCUUGGCCUCCUUAAAGGGGACGGCUCUUCCUCUGGUUUUCUGGCUGUCGAAUUCGACACUCUGAUGGAUGUUGAGUUCAAGGACAUUAACGGAAAUCAUGUGGGUCUGGACCUGAAUAGUGUGGUUUCGACGCAUGUUGGUGACUUGGAAUCUGUUGGAAUCGAUCUAAAAAGUGGCGAUCUUGUGAACGCAUGGAUCGAAUAUAACGGCUCAACAAGGGGCUUUAACAUCUGGGUUUCGUACUCAAAUCUUAGACCGAAAGAUCCCUUACUCUCAUUCGAUCUUGAUCUGGAUCAGUACGUAAAUGACUUGAUGUAUGUGGGUUUCUCUGGCUCUACGCAGGGGAGUACAGAGGUCCACAGCUUAGAGUGGUGGAGCUUUAGCUCUUCCUUUGACUCCAAUUUGCCUUCUGGAUCAGGUUCAUCUGCUCCGCCGCCGCCUCCAACUCUAAGUACGAUGAACUCAACCGCUAGUUCCGUGAAGUCGCCUCCCCCUUCAUUGGCUCCUGCAGCUUCAAAUACUCAACCAGAGAAUAGUAAAUCGUCCUGUCAGAAUGAGCUCUGUAAGCAAAAUCCUGGAGCCGUUGCGGGAAUUGUGACAGCAGGGGCCUUCGUUUUGGCUUUAUUCGCCGGUGCAUUCAUUUGGGUGUACUCUAAAAAGGUCAAACGCGUUAAGAAGGCCGAGUCACUUGCCUCAGAUAUCAUCAAAAUGCCAAAAGAAUUUAGCUACAAGGAGCUCAAAUCAGCCACCAAGUGCUUCAAUGCUAAUAGAAUAAUUGGUCACGGCGCUUUUGGGACUGUGUAUAAGGGUAUAUUGCCAGAUAACGGUGAUAUCAUUGCGGUGAAGAGAUGCAGCCAUAGCAGUCAAGGGAAGAACGAAUUCUUAUCUGAAUUAUCCAUAAUUGGGUCCCUUAGACAUCGAAAUCUUGUUCGUCUUCAAGGAUGGUGCCACGAGAAAGGUGAAAUCUUAUUAGUCUAUGACUUAAUGCCCAAUGGGAGUCUAGAUAAAGCGCUAUUCGAGGCCCGAACACCUCUACCAUGGCCUCACAGGCUUAAAAUUCUAUUAGGCGUUGCCUCAGCCCUCGCAUAUUUGCAUCAGGAGUGCGAAAACCAGGUAAUUCACCGAGACGUGAAGACAAGUAACAUAAUGUUAGACGAAGGUUUCAAUGCCCGCUUGGGCGAUUUUGGUUUAGCUCGUCAAACAGAACACGACAAGUCGCCGGAUGCCACGGUGGCGGCGGGAACAAUGGGCUAUCUGGCGCCGGAGUAUCUCCUCACAGGUAGAGCCACAGAGAAAACUGAUAUAUUCAGUUACGGUGCGGUAGUUCUUGAAGUGGCCUGCGGAAGAAGACCCAUUGAGAAAGAUGCUAACGGUGCUGGUAAAGUAGGUGCGAGCAGUAACUUGGUAGAGUGGGUGUGGAGCCUGCACAGAGAAGGGAGGUUGCUAAUGGCUGCUGAUGCGAGGCUGUGUGGUGAGUUCGACGAAGCAGAAAUGAGGAGGGUGCUAUUAGUCGGGCUGGCUUGUUCUCAACCCGACCCGUUUAACAGGCCCACGAUGAGGGCCGUGGUACAGAUGUUGGUAGGGGAAGCGGAUGUCCCAGUUGUUCCAAGGACGAAGCCAUCCACUAGUUAUAGCACAUCGCACCUCUUAAUGAACUUGCAGGACAGUGUCUCUGACUGUAAUGGCAUGAUCGCCGUCACUUCCUCAUCUUCAGACAACAGCUUUAACGUUGCAGAUGUCGUCUGACGCCAAUCAACGGCCGGACCAUUUUCUUUUUUAUCUGUUGACUCAUUAGUGUAUAUACAUAAGUAUUCAUUUAUUCAUGCAUGUAGGUAAACUGGGACACACAUUUUGAAAAUUAAAAUGGGAGGGUACUAGAAGGGCAGGAACGAGUCUUCUUUGUGAUUGGUGUGGUUUGGUUUGUAGAUGCUUUAAUAAGCAAAGCAGCCCUGUUGUGAAAAAAGGGGAAGAGUUCGAGGGGAAAGUUUGGUUGAAGCAUGAGAGGAGGAGUAAGAGGGAGUUUUCUCCGUUCAUACUUGGGCUUUGAAAGAGUUGCAUCACUGGUUGGGGACAGCUGAACCAUGAUGUUGAUGUUGGAAGUUUUGUCUCUAAUAAUAACAAUUCCAUAUUGCAACGGAUCA
Molecule: messenger RNA, 2857 nt
Organism: Neltuma alba
Lineage: Eukaryota; Viridiplantae; Streptophyta; Magnoliopsida; Fabales; Fabaceae
Product: L-type lectin-domain containing receptor kinase VIII.1-like
Exons: 1
Coding region: 330-2462 (710 amino acids)
Biological process (GO): protein phosphorylation
Molecular function (GO): carbohydrate binding; protein kinase activity; ATP binding
Source: RefSeq, a predicted model, not a curated record